UCAGUUUGAGGUACUUACAGAAUCAAUAUGAGAGGGGAACCGUAUGUUCUCCCCCCGUCUAUCACUCCAUAUUCAUCCCGUACAUUUACGCAGUCACGAGCACUCCCGCCACCGGUUAGGACGCUGCUACUGACACGUCUUCAGAGCCACGUGCGUCACCACACUCACGUCAAUCGGCCCCAGCCUGACUCAAUUUCAGUUGGGGCUUGACGACAUGGUUAUUUCUGACUCUUCUUCAGAACGACUCGACAUCACUCAUAGGCAGAGGAUCACCUGCGUCUGACUCAUCUUCAGUGGGGUCCUCUGCGUAUGCUGUUCUGACUCUUCUUCAGCGCAACAGCAUACAUUUAGCCUCAGUUUCAGUAUCACACUUUCCUCCAUCACGCCUUUUCGGUCGGUCACAUUCAUGUGUAAUUAAUCUUUCCCUUAAAUAUCCACAGCUGGAAGCCAUUACCGUGCGGUCAGUACUCCCGGUGUUGGAAGCUUUUCAGGAAAUUCAGCAGGUUGCCAGCAGCAUGUCUCAGCCAGCGGAUAUCGAGGAGGCACUCUCGGUUCCUGAGACUCCUGCCAGGGCCUCGGACCGAGGCAGCUUGCCCUCGUACAGGUCCUGGACCAUCCCCAGGCUAAUGGAAGAGUUGAGAAGGAGGGGUGUCCCCUUUCCGGCCUCAGCUAGGAAGGGCGAGUUAUUCAACUUGCUGAAUGCUGACCAAGCCCCCCGGGGUAGCCAGGCUGCGGCCCAGGAUCAAGUUUCAAGCGCCUCCUUGUCUCAGCUUCACACGAUGAUGACUGAGGUGCUUACGACGGUGUCAGGUUUCAAGGCUAGGCUAGACCUAAUGGAACUCUCCAGGAGCGACGUAGCAGUCCCGACCGCAGCGUCGCCCACGGCUUCUACCUCUCAGGCCACGCCUUCAGGUAUGCCACAUCCUCCACCGAUCAUCACGCCCGCACAUUUCAUCCCGGCAGCCAUAAAAAAGGACAUCCUUGAGGGAAAAGAGGUCAACCUCGCCUCUCUGCUAAUUGCCACCACGGACGUACAUGAUACCAAAACCGUUGCCUGCGGGGAGCUGGCGGUCACGUUCAAAAGCAAGGACGCUAGGCUCAGCAGGAAGUUGAGUGUCACUGAGUUUGUGCUGGCAUUUGGACUAUUCAGGGACGUACUCUGUUCAGUCAGCCCUGGCCGCAGGGAGGAGUUGGACCUGUACUUACACAGGGUUGUGCAGAUGGCGUACAAGUACGGGGGCACCACGUUCUACGAGUACCACAAGUCUUUUUCUGCAAAAGUAGCAGCCGCAUACGCGCAGUUCGGCUACGUCACCAACUGGGGGUCCAUAGACACGGAGCUAUACUGCGAACAUUUCGCGGGUCUGAAAGCCCCCUCCUGCACCGCAUGCGGGGUGACCACGCAUUCCUCCAGCUGGUGUCCGCAGGUCAGCAACCCAGGGGAACCCAGCACCAGUAGGAGCCUGAACGCCUUCACCCCUCCAGCUCCAAGGAACGUGGCCGCCCUAGAUAGGCUCGGUAGACCAGUGAGGUACCUGGGCAAGACCCAGAUCUGCAAUAACUUCAAUCUUUCCUCCUGCGUGUACAGCAAUUGCAGACUACUACACGUGUGUUUCAUUUGUUUCAGGGCUCACCCCAGCUCUAUCUGCUCCCAGAAGGGCCCUCAGGCAUGACUAGGCGUGGUACAGGUCCAGGUCCUCGCACAGGUCCUAGCUGGUCAUCCUGAGCCCGACUGGGUGAGAUGGCUGGUGGCGGGUUUCUGCGAUGGGUUCCACACAGGUUUGGUCGCUUUGCCGCAAAGCACGCAUGAAUGUGGUAACCUGUCGUCAGCCCUUUCCGAGCCAGAGAUCGUGUCCGGGCUAAUCCAGCAGGAACUGGCAAAAGGUUUCAUGAUAGGUCCCUUUGAUGUUCCCCCUUUUCCAUGUUGGAGAGUCAGCCCUCUGGGGCUUGCCACAGGCAAAUUUUCCAAUAAAAGAAGAUUAAUCUAUGACCUCUCAGCACCUUAUUCCUCCAUCAUU
Molecule: messenger RNA, 2018 nt
Organism: Hyla sarda
Lineage: Eukaryota; Metazoa; Chordata; Amphibia; Anura; Hylidae
Exons: 2
Coding region: 516-1673 (385 amino acids)
Source: RefSeq, a predicted model, not a curated record